GACAAUUCGGAUGCCGAUUCCACGACCGGCUUGAGCACGGCAUCUUCAACAAGCUCAAUCUCAUCCAGCAUUUUUGAGUAUCGAAAGGUUCAUGACCGAACCUAUCACCGUGAGAUGGGAAAUGCGCAGUACUGGGGGGCCAAUGAUGAAAAGCAGAGCGAGUUUCUAGAUAUCAACCAUCAUGCUUUGACUCUUGGCAUCAACGGCAAGCUCCAUCUUGCACCACUGGAGAAGGAGAAGGUCCAAAAAGUAAUUGACAUUGGAACCGGCACUGGCAUUUGGGCCAUGGAUUUUGCCGAUGAGUACCCCGGCGCAGAGGUUAUCGGGACGGAUAUCUCGCCAAUUCAGCCCUCGUGGGUUCCACCGAACCUGAAAUUUGAAAUCGAAGACUGCACCCAGGAGUGGACAUUCCCCGCCGACCACGCCGACUACAUCCACAUGCGCUGGCUUGUCGGCAGCAUUCCUGACUGGGAUAAACUUUUCUCUCAAGCCUAUCGAUGCUGCCGACCAGACGGUUGGGUUGAGAGCUUUGAGCCCUCACCCUUCUUCACUAGCGAUGAUGGAACUGUCAAAGAGGAAUCUGCACUUGGUCAGUGGGGCAAGUUCUUUAUUGAGGGCGGUAAAAAGUUCGGAAUGAACUUUACUAUUGUGGAAGAUGACGUCCAGGUGAAAGCCAUGGAAGCGGCGGGCUUUGUGGAUAUUCAGACAUUUGAGUACAAGACACCAGUAGGAGGCUGGCCUAAGGACUCUCACUUGAAAGAGUUGGGUCACUUUGGCCGACAUGUUGCGCUGUCAGAUACUGAGGGUGUCGUGUUGUUUAUGGCCAACACGUUGGGCUGGACUGAAGCCGAAGUACAAGUCUACAUUGCCCAUUUCCGCAAGGAGAUCAACUCUGGCAAGUAUCAUCCCUACUAUAGGCAGAGGGUAGUAUGGGGUCGGAAGCCGCCUUUGGCUGAAUGA
Molecule: messenger RNA, 960 nt
Organism: Fusarium vanettenii 77-13-4
Lineage: Eukaryota; Fungi; Ascomycota; Sordariomycetes; Hypocreales; Nectriaceae
Exons: 8
Molecular function (GO): methyltransferase activity
Source: RefSeq, a predicted model, not a curated record